UUUUUUGUACAGAAUAUAGAUGGGGUCAGAGUUCUAGAUUUUUAUAUUAGCGAUGCGUGGUGUACUACCUUAUUUGUUUACAGCAGACAAUUUCAUGUGCAUGAUGUGAAAUCAUAAGAUCAUAAUUUGAAAGAGCUCAUUGGAACGACAGCAGAUGAAACAAAACAGGCAUCAUGUGAACGAUGUGAAAUCAUGACGUGUAAUUGCAGGAGCAUAGUUUAAAAUAGCUCAUAGGAACGACUGAUAGAUAUAUAUAAAAGCUAUGAAUUUAGAAUCCCAUUCAUAUGUUUCAAACAGCAGAACCAGAUAAAAAAGAGAUACAGAGAGGGAAAACGUGGAAUAAUCAUGAUCGACGUAUCUGUGAACAUACAAACCGUUUUGGCGGGAGUUAGUAUUGGUCUCGUGGUGUUAUACGUCAUCAAGCGAAUGCGAUAUCGUCUGCCACCAGGACCAUGGUGCUUACCACUAGUCGGGAAUUAUUCAGUGUAUAGCUCGUUUGAAAUCCAUAGGAAAAUGAGGGAGCUCUCCAAGAAAUAUGGUCCAGUAAUAAGCCUGUCUGUUGGUACCCAAACAUGGAUCAUUUUAAAUAAUAUCGAUGUGGUACUGGAGGCAAUGGUGAAAAAGAAGGCAGACUUUGCUGGAAGACCAAAAUUCGCAUCUGGUGAUUUGUUUUCGGAGGGAGGAAAAGACAUUGCACUUAGUACUUACUCACCAACUUGGAAAUUUCACAGAAAAAUAGCAGGCAAAGCACUAAGGCAUUACUUACAAGGGGAUCUACUUGAACACAUGAUACAAGACAACAUGAACAAAUUUCUGGAUAAAAUGGCACAGGAGAAAGAUCCGUUCUGUGCAAAAGAUUAUAUCAAUCUGAUGAUAUUCCAUCAACUUUACACCAUUUGUUUUGGUGAGAAGAGGGCAGUAGAUGACCCGGAAGUGAAAGCAUAUCUGCAAUUAGAUGAAGAGUUGAAUGAUGGUUUAGGAACCGGAGUGCUAGAGGAUGUGUUUCCAUACUUUAAGGAUAUAUACCCAACAGCAAAAUGGAAGAAGCUGAAGAGCAAUGUAAACGAAAGUUUAACUUUACUCCGGACCAAAUUCAAACAACAUGUGGAUACUCUCGAACCAGGUAUAAACAGGGACUUCACAGACAGUUUACUGAUCGCCAGACAGGAAGCGGAAAACGAGGGGGAUGAAGCGGCUCUGGAGAAAUUGGACGAUGCACACUUAAUUCAGACCAUAUCGGACAUAUUUUUCGCUGGAGUGGACACCACCAGAAUGACCAUGGACUGGUUUGUAUACUUCAUGACCAAGCAUCCGGAAAUCCAGUCCAAAUGCCAGGAGGAAAUUGACAGAGUUGUUGGUUCUGGUAUUCCGUCAAUGAAGAACAGGAACAAUUUCGACUUUUUAGAGGCGUGUCUAUUCGAGACUAUGAGACUGGCGAAUGUCACGGGACUAGGUGUCCCGCACAUGACUAUCUGUGAUUCUCAAGUUGGUGGAUACGACAUUCCUAAAGGGACUACCGUUAUGAUAAACCACUGGGCACUUCAUCACGACCCCAAGUAUUGGAAAGAUCAUGAGAGUUUCGAUCCGAAUCGAUACCUUGAUGAAAAUGGAAAAUUGAAACCAGCAAAACCAGAAAGCUGGCUUCCCUUCUCAGCAGGCCGCCGAGUUUGUUUGGGCGAAACUGUCGCCAAACCGGAAAUGCUGUUGAUGUGUGCAAAUCUUCUGAAACGAUUUGAAAUUCGUCUUCCGGAUGGCAUCAAAGCAAACCCCGAGUACAGAAUGAUGGGAUUUGGUGUAGAACUUCCGUCUGAGUAUAAGAUCGUCGUAACAGAGAGAGAGUGAAGAUUUGAAAGAACGACAACAUCAUCCGUCAUUGAAUGUAGUAACAUGAAAAGUCACGUGUUCUAAACACAGUGACAGUAGACAUCGGGCUGUCACAAUGGGAUCUCGUGUGAUAACUAUUGUUCAAAUCGUGAAUUGAUUUUGAGGUUGUGUAGAAACAUUGAAUUAAAUGAUAUGGCUAUGUGUUUGGAUACCGUGAAUCUCAAUUACGAUUGCAUUCAAUUAUUUUGACACUAAAGAUCACUACAUCUGCUAUUAGUCAUAGUCAUGAGUAAAUCUGAUACAUGUAGUACAAGGUUAUUACACACUUAAAACCUAUACAAUAUUUCUUGUACAUAAAGAGUCUUCAUGAUUGUAUAUAAGGAUAUUCUUUUUGUAGAAUACUUUUCAAUUAAAUUGCUUAAAUUAA
This is a messenger RNA of Ostrea edulis (European flat oyster), 2251 nucleotides long. Its product is annotated as steroid 17-alpha-hydroxylase/17,20 lyase-like. Gene Ontology annotation, molecular function: iron ion binding; heme binding; steroid 17-alpha-monooxygenase activity. Bases 346 to 1842 code for a protein of 498 amino acids. The transcript is spliced from 12 exons. NCBI's taxonomy places the organism in Eukaryota, Metazoa, Mollusca, Bivalvia, Ostreida, Ostreidae. The record is from RefSeq and is a predicted model, not a curated record. Gene Ontology annotation, biological process: hormone biosynthetic process; progesterone metabolic process.